Messenger RNA from Cucurbita maxima (winter squash), 2080 nucleotides. RefSeq names its product glucomannan 4-beta-mannosyltransferase 2-like. Bases 148 to 1776 code for a protein of 542 amino acids. Gene Ontology annotation, cellular component: Golgi apparatus. Gene Ontology annotation, molecular function: mannan synthase activity. Lineage: Eukaryota; Viridiplantae; Streptophyta; Magnoliopsida; Cucurbitales; Cucurbitaceae. The transcript has 9 exons. The record is from RefSeq and is a predicted model, not a curated record.
GUUAUCGUCUCUUUUUUUCUUUUUUUUUUUCAUUUAUUAAAAAGAAUUAAAUACUUUUAGUAGCAGAGGCGGAGAGAAACUGAAGAAAUCUGGGUUUGUUGCAAAACCCAUUUUGGAUCUCUGUCGGUUUCUCUGUAAUCCGCCGCCAUGGCCGACGCUACACAGAUUCUGUUACCGGAGUCGUUUCAGGGCGGAAGAGGCAAUUUCAGCGACCAAAUUUGGCUGAUUUGGGAGCUCAUUAAAGCGCCAUUGAUAGUUCCUCUGCUCAGAUUAAUGGUUUAUAUUUCAUUGGCAAUGUCUCUGAUGCUUUUCUUUGAACGAGUUUAUAUGGGAAUUGUUAUCGUUUUGGUUAAGCUUUUCUGGAAGAAGCCUGAGAAACGCUACAAAUAUGAACUGCUUCAAGAUGAUUUGGAAUCUGGAAGCUCUAAUUUCCCUCAUGUUCUUAUUCAAAUCCCAAUGUUUAACGAACGAGAGGUUUACAAAAUCUCCAUUGGAGCUGCUUGUGGCCUUUCAUGGCCGGCCGACCGCCUCGUCAUUCAAGUUCUUGACGAUUCAACCGACCCAGUAAUUAAGCAAAUGGUGGAGCAAGAAUGCCUGAGAUGGGCGAGUAAAGGGAUUAACAUAACGUAUCAAAUCAGGGAAACCAGAGGAGGGUACAAAGCUGGAGCUCUGAAAGAAGGGCUUAAACGGAGGUAUGUUAGCCAUUGUGAGUAUGUCGCCAUUUUCGACGCCGAUUUCCGGCCGGAGCCGGACUAUCUCCGGCGAGCCAUUCCGUUCUUAGUUCAUAAUCCUGAUAUCGCCCUCGUUCAAGCUCGAUGGAGAUUCGUGAAUGCAAAUGAGUGCCUGCUGACAAGAAUGCAAGAGAUGUCAUUGGAUUACCAUUUCACAGUGGAGCAAGAAGUUGGGUCUGCUACCCAUGCCUUCUUUGGCUUCAAUGGAACUGCUGGAGUGUGGAGAAUUGCUGCAAUCAAUGAGGCUGGUGGGUGGAAGGACAGGACCACCGUGGAAGACAUGGACCUUGCCGUCCGAGCUAGUCUUAGAGGCUGGAAAUUUGUCUACUUAGGUGACCUGCAGGUAAAAAGUGAGCUUCCUAGUACUUUCAAGGCCUUCCGUUUCCAGCAGCAUCGAUGGUCUUGUGGCCCUGCCAAUCUUUUCCGCAAAAUGGUCAUGGAAAUUGUCAGAAACAAGAAAGUGAAAUUCUGGAAGAAAGUUUAUGUGAUUUACAGUUUCUUCUUUGUCCGGAAGAUCAUUGCCCAUAUGGUUACUUUCUUCUUUUACUGUGUUGUUCUUCCCCUCACCAUUUUGGUUCCUGAAGUGUAUGUACCAAUUUGGGGAGCUGUUUACAUUCCUUCAGUCAUCACCAUUUUGAACUCGGUCGGAACCCCAAGGUCGAUUCACCUUCUGUUCUAUUGGAUCCUUUUUGAGAACGUGAUGUCGUUGCACCGCACAAAAGCAGCUCUGAUCGGUCUAUUCGAAGCAGGUCGAGUGAACGAAUGGGUUGUGACAGAAAAGCUAGGAGAUGCUCUGAAGAACAAGGCAGCUGCUGAUGCUGCAAAGAGCAAAGCAAACGCCAAAGUUCCCAAAAUUAGACUAAGAUGCAAGUUUGGUGACAGAAUCAACACAUUGGAGCUGGGAUUUGCAGCGUUCUUGUUCUUUUGUGGGUGCUAUGACUUUGUUCAUGGGAAGAACAACUACUUUGUGUACCUUUUUCUUCAGACAUUCAGCUUUCUGAUCACUGGAGUUGGCUAUGUCGGAACCAUCAUCCCAAGCUCUUAAAAAGUGAAGAACACUUCCAUUUAUAUAUAUAUAUAUAUAUAUAUAUAUAAUUAUGGGGUUCUGAGUUGCAUUUAAGAUUCAGCAAAUAAUGUUCUACAGAAGAGAGUAGCGUGCCUAACUUAGAAGAAGAAAGAAAGGAGUUUCACAGGCAAAUAGUUCAGAUAAAAGCCUGAGAUGUUAUGGAAGGAAAGAUGAAGAAGAAGAAGAAGAAGAAGAAGAAGAAGAAAAAGGGGAAUUGAAUUGCCAAGGGCAUUUUCGUCAUUUAGAUUGUUUUUUUAAAUUGUGAAAAUUCUUUUUUUUUUUU